Messenger RNA from Dinoponera quadriceps, 3939 nucleotides. RefSeq names its product syndetin (gene Vps50). The transcript has 9 exons. Gene Ontology annotation, cellular component: EARP complex. Gene Ontology annotation, molecular function: SNARE binding. NCBI's taxonomy places the organism in Eukaryota, Metazoa, Arthropoda, Insecta, Hymenoptera, Formicidae. The coding region runs from base 1 to 2808 and encodes 935 amino acids. The record is from RefSeq and is a predicted model, not a curated record. Gene Ontology annotation, biological process: retrograde transport, endosome to Golgi; endocytic recycling.
AUGGAGGAUUUGAAGUUCAAAUUCUUCGGCCUCAUUAACAAGCAGAAUGCAACCAAAGUACCCCUUAUGGGUCUGAAUCCUGAUUUGCUUAACCCACCUGAUUCGCAAAAAUGUGAAGAUCUACGUUCCGAGGCCGAUCAGUCGACAGAGAGCGAGCCUAUACCCGACCAAGAUAUAGAAUCAAUCGAAGGCAUCUAUUUUAAUAUGGACGGUAGUUUCGACCCAUCUCGCUACGAAUUGGAAAAAUUGCCGAUGAUAUUGCACUCCAAGGAAAUUGAAAAGUGUUACAAGAAACUCAAGCAACAACAUCAAGUUGUGUCUAAGAAAGUAUUGCAGCUUAUCAUGCAGAAGCAGUUCGCCUGUAACACGGAAUUUGAGAAGAUUCUGCUGCUGCAGGAGCAACUGCAAGAUGUGUUGGAGAUAUGUAAAAUAGGAAGGGCAGAUCUAAAAUUAGCCAAGGAGCAGUUCACGACAGCAAGCUUAGGUAUACUAGCUAAUUAUCGGAAACGACAAGCGGUUGAGGAUCUGUUGAAUAAUCUAAACACUAUAAAAACACUGCAACGUACAGGGGAUCGUCUGCAGGAGCUUCUGAACGAAGGGAAUUACCCCGGAGCCAUAUCACUUCUCCUCGAAUGCCAAAGUGCCGCUCAGACUUACAAACAUUUCCACUGCAUCGCCAAAUUGAACGAAAACCUGCAAGAUAUUCUGGUGCAGGUGGAGGAAGCUUUAGACACCACACUUUCCAAAAUGUGUACGAAUUUCGACGUAGCGGUGUACGCAUCCAUUCAAGAGGCUUACACCUUGUUGGGCAAGACUCAAUCCGCCAUGGAUCAGCUACAUCUGCACUUCAGCGCUGCCAUUCACAAUACCGCAUUGGCCGCUGUGCACGGUUACGCAGGAGGCGACAUGAAGAGACAGUACAAGCAAUUGUGCCAGGCUGUGCCUCGAGAGAAGUGCAUAGCCUGCCUCACGGAACUGUGCAAAUCGUUAUGGACGAUACUGAGCUCGUAUUAUCUAGUUGUAAAUUGGCACAAUGCGCAGGAAGAUAAGGCGGAGUGUAAGUCCGACGUUAAGGAUUUAGAGGCAACCUUCAGCAAGCAAUACGUCAAGCAUAAGCUGGAGAACAGUAUGGUACGAGUGUGGCACGAUGUGGAAACAAAGAUAUCGACAUAUCUGACCAAUACUGACUUGACGCACACUAAGUUUGAACAGUUCGUUCAAGUGCUGGGCAUAGUCAAUAGGCUGGUCGAAAUCGGAGAAGAGCUGUGCGGCUACAAAUCGGAGAACCUACAGGAGUCCAUUAAGGAGCAAUCCUCGUCUUACUUCUCUCAUUACCACGCGUCACGUUUGGACGAAUUGAGGAUGUAUUUGGAGAACGACGGUUGGAAUUUGUGCCCUGUGAAGUCGAAUUUCGUGGCCACGCAGUUACUAGAGUUCCGAAGUUUGAAGCCUUCUCUCAACAACUGCAAAGUGUGGAACAGCCUCGACAGUUCGAACUUGAGCGACAGCGACAAUUCGGGCAUCGAUUGGCUGCAGAAAUACCUGGAGGAUGGCUCGUCGCCGUUCACGAUAGGAUUGGAUGACAGCAUGGAUGAGGAUAUUAUGAUGAAAGAUGAUCUGGCUAAUCAACCAGCGUAUUUUUCGGAUGAGUCCGACGACGACAUUCCUGAUGAACUGAAACACGAGUACGUCGAUGAGCCAGAUCAUGCGAGAGCCAGUAAAAAGAAAUGCAAGCUCAAACAGACCGGGCCUAUGGUCACGAACACGACGUUAAGCAUACUGAGAGUGUGCGGCAAGUAUCUACAGAUGUCGAGGCUUUUACGGUCGAUCGCGGUCACUGUCAUAGAGAGCAUGAUACAAUUUUUCGAGCUAUGUUUCUACACAGUACACUUAUUCUUUACGUCAGACCUCCAAAUCAACAGUGACUCGUUGUACAGCCCGAAAUUAAAGCUGUCCUUAACGCGAAUCAGAGAGAAUCUAAUUGUCUCUGAGAACGAUACGAUUGAGGACAAUGGCAAUGCAAAAUACAACAAAGUAAGACAACCACAGCUUUCGUCCAUUGUGAAUUUGUCGCAGCCUGAGAAACUUCACGGAUUAGCGGAACGUAUUGUAGCUGUCGAGUCUCUGAUAUUUUUAGGCCAACAAUACGAAGGCCUGAGGCCGUACUUAGAGCAUCUCAUUAUCAACAGUCCUCAAAGAGGAUUCUUGCAUCAGUUUUAUAUGCAAACGAUAGCGUCUACCGUAGAUCUGAGAAAGCCGGUUUACAUGGCGGUAGUGUCGCAGGUGUUCGAUGUCGCGAACAUUUUAAAUCUAAUGAAUAGAGUCAAUUGGGAGGUGACGGACGUCAUGUCGCAGCACAGCAAUUACAUCGACGCAUUGAUCCAAGAAGUAUGCACCUUGAACGAAAGACUCAACGCUAUCGGAACGUGCACUCCCUUACAUGUGGACGUGUGCAACGCGGUAUGGGAGAAUGUAGCUCACUUAAUCACACACACUUUGGUGGAAGGAUUCUCCAACGCUAAGAAGUGCUCGAACGGCGGCAGAGCGCUGAUGCAGUUGGAUUUCACACAGCUGAAAUCGAAGUUCGAGAAAGUGACGUCGUUGAGACCUAUGCCGCACAGGGAGUAUGUUGAACUGUACAUUAAAGCGUACUACCUUCCCGAGAACAGCUUCGAAGAAUGGAUCAAGGAGCACAAGGAAUACUCGGUUAAGCAUUUAGUCGGCUUGAUAUCGGCGGCUUGUCAGAACAAUAAGAAAACCCGACAGCGAUUGACAGCCCUCGUGGAGGAGCAACGACCCAGCAGAUAGCAUCCAACCAUUUAUUACAAACCUCUACAGAAUUACAUCGAAAUAGGAAGCAUAUGAAGAACGAGCGGUACAGAUGCAACGAUUAAAUACGGGAGAUUGAUCGAUGAUCGUGCUGUUGAUUGUACAGUAGAAUGAUUUUUUAAAUACGUUAACACGAAUCCGGUCAGAUGUUCGUGUUGAAAUAUUCUAUCGAAGAUCUUUAAAUUGCGAGAACGAGCGCGAAACCCGACAAAUCACACUUCGAUAUAUUUGCGAGAAAUAUUCUGUGUAUAUGAAUCUCAGUUUCGCGAAAACGCUUCUAUUAUGUACUAAUUGUUAGUAACUUUAGCUCUAAUGUAUAUAUAUUUACAGACAUUUUAACACACAUAGGUUUUUACUAGUAUUUUAGGUUCCGUAAAGUUAAACUACACGUGCGAAUUGGCGAAUCGGAAUGUGUACGAUGAAAGCUUUAGCUUAUUUUUAAUACGCCAUCUCUUGAGAGCAAAAAUGCGCGGUUACGGGAAUCUCGUAUGUGAAUCUGUAAGUUUGUAAGUAAAUCGAAGUCUUAACUCGGAGAAGAUAUAAAAAGUCGACAAUUGAUUUUACAUUUUGCAUAAUGAAGAAAUAGGGGAGAGAAAUGUAUAUGCAAUCUGGAACGUGUAGUAAUAACCUUAAGAAAGGAAUGAGAUGGUUUUCGUUUGAAUGAAAAGAAAUGUGAUAAAAUGAAUUCUUGCGUUUGUUUAUAUAUAUAUGUGUAUGUAAUAUAUGGAUUUUUUUUUUUACUUUAGUCCUUUGUAUAAACAACUUCGAUUUUUUUCGCCUAGAUUAUAUUCUCAUGCGUGAAGAGGCAGAGCAAAUGUGUUUUAAAUACAUGACGUUUAAACGUGCAUUUCUCUCGCUUUCGUGCUAAAUAUAUUAAAUGUUAAUUCGUUAACAGAACAUCUCGAAACUAGGGCGGGAAACGAGGAAAAUCAUGACCGUUAACGUCGUCACUCAUAUAUUCUACAUACAACUAACCAUGCAGAUUAUUGGAACAAUAAAAAACCAUGACUUCUCUUACAAAAUUUUGAUAUCGUUAUUCUAUUCAUUCUCUUGUCUCAAUUAUUCCUAGUGUAAAUAUGAGUAGAGCAAGUACCAAGGUAAGAUACCAAG